CUGCACCCAGCCCACCCGCACUGCUCGUCCAUGUCGGCCGCUGCCCGUCAUAUAGCACUGGGCUGAGAGGAGUCGUUCACCUGGCGCCGGGCAGAGGGCGGGCACCACUAGCCGUGCCCUGUGUGCUCAGUCCCACUUCCCCGCUCAUGCCGCCUGUCAGUGCCCGGUGACGCCCACUCUCUGCCCUGUAGUAAAACUUCCAGUAAGUAGAAGGCCCCGGCUCCGGGGCGGUGUGUGAUCGGUGUCCGGUCUCUGCAGGGAGGAGCCCGGGACAUGUCCUCCGCGGUGGUCCGGUGAUCCGGCGGGCGCGACCACCUUCUUCCUCCACCAUGUCGCGCUGCUGCGGGGAGUAUCAGGUUUCUGAAGAUACCAGGCAGAGACAAUGGAGGCUUUUACUGCGCAGAAAAUGUACCGACAUCCCGUGGCUGGUUGUAUUCUUCCUUUUCUGUUGCGGUUUGGUGUUUAUCAGUGGAUAUUCCUUGAUGGCCGGAGCUGCAGAGAGACUCAUCUUUGGUUACGAUAGUUAUGGAAAUGUGUGUGGGCGAAGAAACUCUCCGAUACCUAAUGCUCCCUUUUCUGGAAAGGACAUGACUGACAGAAAACAUGUUUUCUUCCUGGAUUCAUGCAAUAUGCAGAUCAGAGACCUCAGAAUCAAUUCCACUGCUUUGUGCGUGUCAAGUUGCCCUCAGGAAGAGCUAACCUCUCUACAAGACCUGCAGCACUUUGCAAAGAAUAAUGGCUCACAGCUUUGUGUAUAUAAAUUGAACUACACGGAGUACACAAACCAUCCCAAGGUUUCAGAAUGGUGUCCUGCACUCCCGGUUCCUCCAAGCAAAUCCUUCCCACUCUUCAAUCGCUGCGUUCCUCAAAAUCCAGACUGUUAUAGCAAGUUUGCAUCAAUUUUGAUAAAUGUGAUCAAUGAAGUGGACUUCUUUCAUCGUAUACUUAGUGGGAUUAUGGCUGGCAGAGACAAUGUUGUGGGCCUCAGCAUUCUUGCAGUUGCUUUGUCAGUGGUGAUGGUCUUAUCAUUUCGUUAUAUCAGCACUCUGAUGGUCCAUAUCUUUGUAACCCUGCUCAUGUUUGGAUUACUUUUUGUCACCGGCGUUCUCUGGUGGCUGUACUACGAUCACAUCCAUGACGUUAGCUAUGAGCUGGAAACUGAAAAAGAGAACGCAAAGUUUUUGCUUGGAUUCUCCAUAAUUUCUACACUAAUAUCUAUUGUGCUUUUGACGUUCAUAUUCUUGUUGAGAAAGAGAAUACAGAUGACAAUCCGGCUCUUCCAAGUUGCGAGCAGCUUUACCAGCCACAUCCCCUUCCUGCUGCUUCAGCCGCUCUGGACCUUUCUCAUUCUUCUCUUCUACUGGAUACUUUGGGUGGCCGUGCUUCUUAGCAUGGGGACCUCAGGCAGUGCCCAGGUGUCAUCAGAAGGACAAGUGGAGUAUAAGCCACUGGCCGGCAUCCGCUACAUGUGGUGGUACCAUGUAUUUGGUCUUAUAUGGACCAGUGAGUUCUUCCUCACAUGUCAGCAAAUCGUUAUUUCUGGAGCUACUGUUACCUGGUACUUACACAGAGAUAAAAAGAAAGUUAAGCACCCAAUCCUAUCCUCCUUGUCUCUUCUGUUUUGGUACCAUCUUGGCACUGCCGUCAUGGGAUCUUUAUUACUGAUGCUUCUGAAAAUCCCGCAGAUUAUUUUAAUGUAUCUGUCCAAGCUGCUGAGUAAAUGGGACAACGCCUGCACCAGGUGCACAUCUCAGUGCUGUUUCUGCGGUCUGUGGUCCUAUGGAAAAUGGCUGCGAUAUCUGAACCAGAACGCUUACACAGCGACUGUAAUUAAUGGAACGUCACUAUGUACAUCUGCAAGAGAAGCCUACGCACUGAUGGAGAAGAACCCCCCUUCUGUCUCAUUACUGAAGUCUUCUGGGGUGUUCCUGAUUUUUCUAGGGAAGGUUUUUGUUGUGUGCUUCACUGUGUUUGGAGGACUUAUGGCUUUCAACUACCAUCGUGAAUUACACGUGUGGGUCAUACCCUUGCUCCUGGUUGCCUUCUUUGCAUAUCUGGUCGCCCACAGCUUCUUGUCUUUGUUUGAGACCGUUGUACACAGUCUACUCAUGUGUUAUGCAAUAGACAUGGAGACCAACGACGGCUCUUCUGAGAAACCAUAUUUCAUGGAUCAAGAUCUCAUGACAUUAAUACAGCAGAGCAACUGUGACCCUGAGAUGUUAAAAAACAGACCCGUGCAGAAUGGGGAGGACGGUACAGAACUACGUCCAAUAGCCAGAGCAGACUAAACAUGAUUCGUGGUAGAUAAUCCAGCGCCAAAACAGAGGUGGACGAGAGCACUGAACACGUAAUAGUGGGGGGUGCAGAGCCAGAAGUUACUGCUUUGAUGAAUUCGUACCCUUUGAUGUCAGACCACAACAUGUUCAUUUAAUUUUAAGUUUACUGUGCGGAGCAGACAAGAGGCCGGAGAUCUGGCGGGUUUAGCGCGGUGCAUAUAACUGCAGUCUGGAGACAGCUCAUUCAUUGUGAGGUUUUAGAAAAGAUCUGCAUUUGUGCCGGUAUAAGGGCGCCCUCACACGCUGCGGAUGUUGUUGCUAAAUUUCCCACGACUGAAAAUCUGUUCUCUUCACCUACAGAAAUCCAUGUGCUUGCUGCCCCCAUCGAAACAAAUUGAACCUAUUUUCAGUUGUGGAAAAUUCUGCAACAAACUCCGCAAUGCGUGAAGGCAUCCUAACAGAUCCAAUUAUUUUCUUUUUUACAAAGUAUGUUAUUUUUUUUAUCUCCCCUUUGGAGCCAAAAAUUAUUGUAGAAAUUAUAUUUAUGCAAUACCUUAAAA
This is a messenger RNA of Bufo gargarizans (Asiatic toad), 2836 nucleotides long. RefSeq names its product solute carrier family 44 member 3 (gene SLC44A3). Gene Ontology annotation, molecular function: transmembrane transporter activity. The transcript is spliced from 15 exons. The record is from RefSeq and is a predicted model, not a curated record. Gene Ontology annotation, cellular component: membrane. Gene Ontology annotation, biological process: transmembrane transport. NCBI's taxonomy places the organism in Eukaryota, Metazoa, Chordata, Amphibia, Anura, Bufonidae. Bases 330 to 2288 code for a protein of 652 amino acids.